AUGUUUUUUUUUCUCUUUCUACCAUUCAUUUCGAUAUUCAGUGUGGUGUUGGGUGAGCAAUGUUUGCAAUCGCCUUUUAUAGUUCCACCGACAGAAAAGUUAGACGUUGUUGAGACUUUUAAUAAAUCUGGAGUGACAGAUGACUACUUACCAGUACCUCCGAGUGGAAAUUUAGAGCUUAUAUUAUCAUCAAAACUAAUACCAUUAGGAGGCAUCAUUUCUCCCACUCUGACCUAUAAUUACUCUUUACCGACAUAUCACUACUCUGGCGUCAAGAAGGGCGAGCUCUAUACCGUUUUCAUGUUAGAUAUUGAUUGGCCAUCAAGAGACAACCCUAGAGAAAGAUCCUAUAUAAAUGGAAUAGUAGUUAACAAUCCAUUCGACAAUAUAUUAGGCGGUGAUUUCGUCGUUCCCUUUACUCCAGCUGUACCUGAAGUAAAUUCGGGGUAUCAUCGCUAUGUUGGGUUACUGUACAAACAAAAUGACGUCAUUGAUGCUGACUCUAUGGAUUUGUUGAAGUUGGCAAAAUUUAAGACUCGAUUUUCCGCCGUUGACUUUGCAGCUACAUACAAUCUUGGAAAUCCGAUAGCUGGAAAUAUUUUUUUCUCUCGAUACGUUACCUGCUCUUAA
Molecule: messenger RNA, 630 nt
Organism: Leptosia nina
Lineage: Eukaryota; Metazoa; Arthropoda; Insecta; Lepidoptera; Pieridae
Source: the annotation of a GenBank genome assembly